AUGUCAAGCAUGUGCACACCCGUCACAUACUCGUCCACCAGCCGCAGCAGCAUCUCCAGCGGCGCGGGUGUUAUGGCAAAACAUCAACGCUCUGCUGUUGCUACAGCUACAGGAACAAAGAAGCGCAAAGCAAAGCUGCCGAAUAGGGAAGAUUCCAUUGAGAAUGAAGAAAUGGUGACUGAACAUGAGGCUAAAACAGAUAGCAAUGACACCACUGAUGAGCCUGUUGUCCGCAAGAGACCAAAGAGGGCAGCUGCCUGUUCUAACUUCAAAGAGAAAGAAUUGGGCUUAUCCGAGGAAGAUUUAAUUAUCACAAUCAAGGAAAGUAGGGUGGAAGAGGAGGAAAUAGAAGCUGUUAGGUUGACAAAAACAGAACCCGAAGACCGUCGGCCUUCCAGAAAACUCAUUGAUUUCUCCUUGCAUGAUGCAGAUGGUAAUCUACAACCAUUUGAAAUGUCUGAAGUUGAUGAUAUUUUCAUGACAGCUCUUAUCCUGCCUUUGGACAAUGGUAUGGAAAAGGACAGGAAAAAGGGUGUACGCUGUUUAGGAUUUGGGAGAAUCAAGGAGUGGAUAAUUUCUGGCUACAAUGAAGGUACUGCAGUAAUUUAG
Molecule: messenger RNA, 609 nt
Organism: Miscanthus lutarioriparius
Lineage: Eukaryota; Viridiplantae; Streptophyta; Magnoliopsida; Poales; Poaceae
Source: the annotation of a GenBank genome assembly